CCGGAAAGAUUUCCAGUGGUUCUUCGUAGAUUAUAAAUUUCGGCAUUGUAUAAAAACGAUAACUCACGUUUUUCCCGCUUAGUUGGAAGUUCAGAUUAAAAAAAAUCAUCCAUGAGCCGCUUGAUUGUAAUUGGGGCAUUGCUCCUUCUGAGUGGAGGCAUCCAAGCGGAUUCGCUCGCUCCUGUGAAUGACGAGUUCCAUCGUCCGACAACGCAAAGGCCAGGCAACUCGACGACGCCUUCGCCUAUCCCAACUCGUAAUCGGUGCAAAGGACAGCCAAAUGAUACUUUGUUUCCAUCUAUAAACGACUGUGCAUACUUUGUAACGUGUCAAAAUGGUUUGGAAGUAGAACUCGAAUGCAGACCUGAAGGAACCCUGUUUGAUCAUGUACGCCAAGUUUGUGAUCACCCGGAAUAUGUCGAAUGCUAUGAACAUGAUCGGUGCUCCGUUGAAGAGGACGGAAGAAUCAUCCCGUCGGAGACGUGCUCAAAUUUCAUCAUCUGCCGAAAUGGAUUGAAAAGUGAAGAAAUCACUUGUGUUCCCGCUGGAACCUUGUUCGACUAUCAACGUGGUGUUUGUGAUCAUCCUUCAAACGUCGUAUGUUGGGGUUCAUCCAGUCCAAACUUGUGCAUAGGAAAACCGGAUGGAGCUUUGGUGCCGUCUGUUGAAUGUUCAAACUUCUUCGUGUGUAAGAACGAGGAACACGACGAAGAAAUUACCUGCGUCCCUGAAGGGACAGUAUUCGACUAUCAACGAGAAGUUUGUGAUUUUCCGGAAAACGUCGUGUGCUGGACUCCGGGUAGUGGAACUACUCCUGGACCGGAUGUUACCACUGUAGCGCCCACGAGACCACCUCAUCCGGGAGAUCUUCCGCCAGGCAUUUGCCGAGGAGUUGUUAUCGAUGCCAUGCCACAUCCCAGGGAUUGCACUAAAUUUAUCGUCUGUGUUCUUGGUCAACCCACGGUAAAUCAGUGUCCCCCAGGGCACAUCUUUUAUCCUCAGUUUAGAGUGUGUGGAUACGGAAAUACUGAAACUUGUCAGUUCGAUCCACGAUGGGUCGAGGAACAUCUUCAAAAACACGAUCUAGUUGAAGAAUAGACUAAUAAACAAUGAUUUGCAUGAA
This is a messenger RNA of Aedes albopictus (Asian tiger mosquito), 1123 nucleotides long. RefSeq lists its product as uncharacterized. NCBI's taxonomy places the organism in Eukaryota, Metazoa, Arthropoda, Insecta, Diptera, Culicidae. Gene Ontology annotation, cellular component: extracellular region. Gene Ontology annotation, molecular function: chitin binding. Bases 112 to 1098 code for a protein of 328 amino acids. The transcript is spliced from 2 exons. The record is from RefSeq and is a predicted model, not a curated record.